AAUAUUUUAUUUGAUCGUCACUUAUCAAUGGAGAAUUUGAGUAAAGAACUCCAAAAGAUUAAUGAUUCCAUGCCUGAAGAUUCCUUGGAAAAAGCUGAGAUAUUGAGCCAGGAGCGGCUUUCAAGAGUAGUCAGUAAUUCUCAUAUUCAGUCACCCAAGGCUAACGCCUUGGUUUCUGAUAUGAUGAGCUCAUCGAAGGAGAGAAACGCAAUGCAGAGAGCUGCAAAAAGUUCAAUUGGAAUAUACUCUCCUUUUAAGAAUAAAGUUCCAAAAAGUAGCCUAAAUGGUUUUGAGGCAAGUUUUGGCAAACAGGCCUCACCAUAUGUCCCUUCUAAGAGAAGGAAAAGCUCUGUGAAGGGACCAGAAUUCGGCUCUAAGCGUACAGGGAAGAGAGCUCAAAAGAUCACAGGGAUAACUACUCAUGAGGAUCGGAGUAGUUCAGCUAUAAGCAUUAGAGAUAUCACGCCAGAGAUGGCUGCUCAGGUAGUGAAAAAUUAUUUAUUGCCAAUGUUUGAUGGCAACAAGAACGGAUAUUCUAAAACAAAGACUCGGAUAAGUAAAAACGAAGACAUUUCUGAUGAUCCUAACUUUAAGCCUAAGACAAUUUAUGGGGAGCUAAAGCUGUCGGAAAGAUUAUCCUCUCAACUUGAAGCUGUCAAGCUUGAACUGAAGCAGACUCAGGAGCGGCUAGAUAAUAAGAUCAAAGACUAUGGUGACCUGAAGCAGAAGUUUUCGAAUUUGAAAUAAGGUGAAUCGCACUUUGUCAAUGAAACAAUCAAUUUACGAAAAACAAAUAGAAAGCUUCAAAAACUUCAAACAAGUGACUGAGAAGGAGCAGAUGAACUCCAAAGUCAAGAUCAUGCAACUUGAGAAGAUGCUCAAAGAGAACGAGACAAAGAUGACUAACUUCUGACAAUCAUUACAGAAGGAAAAGGUGUUCAAUGAGAAAUUAAAAUAAUCAGCUAAUUGAGUUCAAGCAUACCAAAUCUUUGUCUAAGAUGGAAACCGAUAUCCUUGGAACGAGGCUUGCAAUUUUGAACAACUCCAUUAGAUCUCUGGGAACUGCAAAGGAGGCAGAAGAGCGGAACACAAUGAUCAUCACCCAGCUAAAGUCAGAUCUUGACAACAAGAUUAAGGAUUAUGAAAGGACUGAGAAAAAGGUCUCUGAUCUUCUAUCAGACCAUAAGGACUUAUAUUCUAAACUAGAAAGCAUGAAUGAAGCAAGGAAGAAAGCUAAUGAGGAGAAGACUAAAUUCCUGAAGGAUAGCAAGAACAGCAUCAAUAACCUUGAACAAGACCUUAAGAAAGUCAGGGCGGAGAACCGAGAACAAAAGGAAGAAAUUGCCUCGCUUAAGAAGACCAUAAAGGUAGAAAUUGAAGAAAAGAACCUCCUCAGAAAUAGGAUUAAUGACAUGAAAUCAAAGAGAAACAUAAAUUUGAAGAAGAAGAUAUGUUAUAAGUGUAACCAAGAUUUCUCAGAGAAGGAGAACUUCAAAUGGUCUUGUGUCACACAUUCAAGAGAAUGGAGUGGCAAAAUGUGGUGGUGCUGUGGAAGUACAGAUAAUCUCAACAAAGGAUGUGUCAAAGACUACCACGUCUCGAAAUCAUACAAUGAUACAGAUAAAUUGAACAACAGAGAAACAGAAAUGCAGCUGAAGACACAAUGAAGAUGAUGUAAGCAGAAGGGGCAUUCAACUCAGAACUGACCUCUGGACCCAAAUUACAGAUCUAAUCACUCUAUCUCAGAUGAAUAUGCCAGAAUUCUAGGUCUGAAGGAUGUUGAGACUAAGAAGUUCGCCAAAGAUAGUUUGAAAGACACUAAGAAAUACCUAGAAAAUAUAAUUGCUCAAAAGAGUGAAAACCCGUUCAAAAGAGGAGUCCUGGCAUUUGACGACUACAAUUACACAUAUUAUAACAAAGAAAUUCUGCCUGAGAUGGAAGAACUGAUGGAAGACGAAUCUGACCUCAACUCCAGUGUGGCCAAGUCCAACCUCGAGGAGGGCGAAGGAGAGAGUGAAGAUGAGAAGGAUAAGGAUAAAGAUGCAGGUUCAAAGAAGAAAUCCAAACCUGAAAUCCAACGCAAGAAUUCUCAAGGCGAGGAAGAAGACCCCUUCACUUUGGAUGAGCUUAAGAAAAUUCAGAAAUAUCAACAGGAAGAUUUGUUCGAGGAUGUGCUUGAGAUAAAGACUUCGGCAAGGCUUGAGUUUUUAUCAUUAAAACCAUUGUUUUCACUAAAGGAGCAGAUUGAGGAUGCUGACCCUCCGAGCAGUCUGAAUAGGAAGAGCACAGUGAUGUCAAACAGCCGAAGAGGAGAUGAACAAGAAGUUGGCCUUUCUAAUAUUCCGAAUCAAAAAUUUGGAAAGGAGCUAGGAGCUGAAGAGGUAAGCUCUAUUGAAGAUUCUAUGCGGAGGGAUUUGGAUCACAACCUUGAUGUCACUGCUCCAAUUGGGAAAAUUGAUAAUUCUUACUCCCAUUUGAUGAAGGACCAUAAUGGAACUGAUAAUGACUACACAGAUAAUGAUGACUUAAACGAGACUCAAAGACACAUGACGACUAAUAUGAAUGAAGCUAAUCCCAAGAAUGUAGCUGGGGCACUUGCUCCUUCUUAUAUUGCAUCUGUUUUAGGCCAGAAAGAUGCAUCAAUUCCAAAGAAAAUGUCAAAGAGAAGCAAAACUAAGCAUUUGGUGAGUGACAAGAGUAGAACUACAAUGACAAAGAAUAUCAGCAGUGAGGUCAAGCCAAAUGCUUCUGGUAAUUUAAUGAAGACUCCAGAGCUUGGCCCUGCCACUAAUCUUGGAAGCAGGAGAUUUGGAUCCUUAUUUGAGAACAUGUAUCUUGAUGAAGCAGAAUUUGCGAACGUCGGUAGGCAAAGGUCACUACUAAUUUCUAAAGAUGAAGACAUUCAUAAAUAAAUGCUAAUUUUUAU
This is a messenger RNA of Moneuplotes crassus, 2926 nucleotides long. Lineage: Eukaryota; Ciliophora; Spirotrichea; Euplotida; Euplotidae. The record is from the annotation of a GenBank genome assembly.